Messenger RNA from Lasiosphaeria miniovina, 6624 nucleotides. RefSeq lists its product as uncharacterized. The coding region runs from base 1 to 6624 and encodes 2207 amino acids. Gene Ontology annotation, biological process: fatty acid biosynthetic process; secondary metabolite biosynthetic process. Gene Ontology annotation, molecular function: 3-oxoacyl-[acyl-carrier-protein] synthase activity; oxidoreductase activity; phosphopantetheine binding. NCBI's taxonomy places the organism in Eukaryota, Fungi, Ascomycota, Sordariomycetes, Sordariales, Lasiosphaeriaceae. The record is from RefSeq and is a predicted model, not a curated record. The transcript is spliced from 4 exons.
AUGGCCGACCAACAACCGCCGAUGCCGAUUGCCAUUGUGGGCAUGUCGUGCCGACUGCCCGGCGAUGUGUCGACACCGGGAGAGUUCUACCGCAUGCUGUGCCGUGCUCGGAGCGGCUGGUCCAAGGUGCCUGCCGACCGGUUCAAUGCUGCGGCCUACAACCACCCCAACCCUGAGAAGAAGGGCACCUUCAACUCCCAGGGCGGAUACUUCAUCAAGCAGGACAUCUCAAUGUUUGAUGCCGCGUUUUUCGACAUAACAAAGAAGGAAGCCGAAUCGAUGGAUCCUGCACAGCGUCUGCUCUUGGAGUGCGCCUACGAGGCCUUCGAGAACAGUGGCAUUCCCAAGGAGAAGAUCUCUGGGCAAAAGGUGGGCGUCUUCAUCGGCGGAAACUACAACGAGCACCGCACCGCCAACCUGCGCGACCUCGACCACAUCCCGAGCUUCGAUGCUACGGGUAGCCAGGGCGCCUUCCUGUCCGGCCGCGUAGCGUACUACUUCAACCUGCGCGGGCCUUCGUUCACAGUCGACACCGCGUGCUCAUCGAGCAUGCACGCCAUCCAUCUCGCCGUGCAGAGCAUUCGUGCCGGCGAGUCCGAGUCAGCGAUCGUCGGCGCCUCACACCUGAUCACCGACCCCGACAUCUGGGUGUCCAUGGCCAAGCUGCGCCUCUUCGCCGACAGCGGCAAGACGUACGCUUUCGACCACCGCGCCAAGUCGGGCUAUGCUAGAGGCGAGGGCGCAGGCUGCCUGGUGCUCAAGCCUCUCGCUCAGGCCGAGGCCGAUAACGAUCACGUCUUUUCCGUCAUUCACCACACAGGCAUUAGCCAUAACGGCCGCACAGUUGGCAUCAUGGCCCCGAGCCCCGAGGAGCAGGAACAGCUCAUCCGCGACGUGUUUACCCAGGCCCGCAUCGAUCCUCGCGAUGUUGGCUUCUUCGAGGCUCACGGAACCGGCACGAAGAAGGGAGACCCGAUUGAGGCGACGGCCAUAUACAAGGCCGUCGGCAGCCACUUCACGCCCGAGGCGCCGCUGUACAUCGGCUCGACCAAGCCCAACGUCGGCCAUCUCGAGUGCGCCAGCGGCAUAGUCUCGGUCAUCAAGUCGGUGCUGAUGCUGUACUACGGCUUCGUGCUGCCCAACACCGACUUCGAGAAGGUGAACGAGGCUAUUCCGCUUGCCAAGUGGAACAUGCGCGUGGCGACGUCGCAGAAGCCGUGGCCGGGCAACAAGAAGUACGUGUGCGUCAACAACUUUGGUUUCAGCGGCUCCAACUCGACGUGCGUGCUCAGGGGCCCUCCCGUGACGCGCGAGCUCGAGAUGGGCGAUGAGGGCGCGUACACAACCGAGCGUCUUUUCGUCCUCUCUGCCAACGACGAGCCUGCACUCCGGGCGUCCAUACAGAAGCUGGGCAUCUGGCUCGAGCAGCACGCCGAGCUUUACCAGACCACCAUGCCGCGCAACCUGGCCUACACUCUCUGCCAGCGCCGCUCGCAUCUCCCCUGGAGAGUGUCCGUCGUCGCGAGCAUGUGCGGCGGGCUUGCUACCGCCCUCAACAGCCACGAUGUCACGCCUGCGCGGGCGUCGAGCGAGCCCCCGAGGUUGGCGUUUGUCUUCACAGGCCAGGGCGCGCAGUGGCACGCCAUGGGCCGCGAGCUGAUCCGCACGCAUCCCGUGUUUGCCGAUGCCAUCAAGCGCGCCGAUGCGGCCCUACGCGCCGUCGGUGCCGACUUCUCUAUCCUCGAGGAGCUGUCGCGAGACAAGAAAACGUCCAAGGUGGGCCUCGCGCACAUCAGCCAGCCCAUCUGCAGUGCGGUGCAGCUCGCUUUGACGGAGCUGCUGGCGUCGUUUGGCAUCAAGCCGACGGCCGUCACUGGCCAUUCCAGCGGCGAGAUUGGUGCUGCCUAUGCCGCGGGUGCCAUGACUUUUGACUCUGCCAUGGCAGCGGCAUACUACCGCGGCCAGAGCAUCAUCGCCCUGAAGAAGGCACACCCCGACCUCAAGGGCUCCAUGAUGGCUGUCGGUGCUGGCGCCGAAGAGCUCGGCCCUAUGCUCAAGAGCCUGAACAUGAAGAGCGGCGCCGAGGCCGUGGUAGCAUGCGAGAAUUCGCCCUCGUCCACGACGCUUUCUGGUGACGAGGAGGCUAUUGACGAGGUGGCGAAGCUCUUCCAGGAGAAAGGCGUCUUCAACCGCAAGCUGUUCGUAGACGUCGCCUACCACUCGCCGCACAUGCGCCUGAUUGCUAAGGAGUAUCUUGACAACAUCCGCCACAUCGAGGCCCCGAAGGAGAUGAAGGCCUCCACCGUCGAGUUCUACUCGUCGCUGCGCGGUUGCAAGAUCGGCCUCAACGAGCUUGGGCCCGACUACUGGGUCGACAACCUGACGCAGGCUGUCCGUUUCUCAACGUCGUUGCAGCAGCUGUGCAAGGACCACAAGCCCAACAUCCUCAUAGAGGUCGGACCCCACGCCGCGCUCAAGGGACCCAUCAUGCAAACGCUGAAGAAGCUCGGAGCGGCCGCAUCGAAAAUCUCGUAUCUCCCAACGCUGAUGCGCGACCAGGAUGCCACCAAGACCUGCCUGGAAAUGGCAGGCCAGCUGUUCAUGCGCGGCUACAACCUCGACUUCUUCAACAUCAAUCACCGUCGUGAGGAGUUGGAGCGGCCAGACAUGGUGUCCGGGCUGUACUCGUACCCCUGGUCCCGCCAGAAGUACUUCGCCGAGUCACGCAUCACCCACCAGCACCGCCUCAAGCCGUUUCCGCGCCACGACCUGCUCGGCACUCUUGCCGACUGGUCGAGCGAUCUGGAGCCGACAUGGCGCAACAUCAUCCGCAUGGAAGACCUGCCGUGGCUGAAGGAGUACCAGGUGCAAUCGCGCAUCGUGUUCCCGGCGGCCGCGUUCAUGUCCAUGGCCAUUGAGGCAGCGAGCCAGCGCGCGUCCAUGAAAGGCACCGAGGCUGGCCGGUUCGAGAUCAAAAACCUCGAGAUCUCCGAGCACAUGUUCCUAGUCGAGGGACAGGAAGUCGAGGUCUUGCUCAACAUCCGGGCAUCCAAUUCUGACAGCAACGAAGACGAGUUCCGCAUCUCUUCGUACGAGGCCGGCCGGGGUUGGCUGCAGCACUGCUCAGGCAGCGUCAAGGGGGACGCGGCCCCGCAAGAUCGCCGCAAGUCGCCAUCGGCGUUCCACCUGGACCCAAAGACAGAGGCCAUGUUGCGGGCCGUCACCGACGCCCACAACGACGCCUCCUCCGACUCGGCAUCGUCCAACUCCAAGGUGACGUCGUCUGCGGCUUCGGACGCCGGCGCUGGCACAGCCACGCCGCAGACGCCCGACUGCGCGGGCCAGACGUGCGACAAGCCGGACCCUUCCAAGCUGCAGGCCGUGGCAGGCUCCGGACCGAGCAUCUACAAGUACCUCGGGGCUCUCGGCGUGGCAUAUCCCCACGCAUUCCAGUCUCUGGUCGAGGUCACGGCCAACGAAACCGAGGUUGCCGCCCACUGCUGCGCGCGCAACACCGUGUCCGACAUGCCGCUUGAGCACGAGACGCCGUAUAAAGUCCACCCGUCCGUCCUCGACACCAUGCUCCAGCUGCCGCUCCUCAGCCUCGGGACCCGGGCCAAGGCAGGGGCCGACGUCACGUACCUCCCGUCAGCGAUCAGGCACGUCACGGUAAGCUCGCGGUGGAAGAAGCGCAUGAACGAGAGCUUCUGCGCCCACUCAACCGUUGAGCCGCGAUCCGGCACCUUCAUGGUUGAGAUAUUCUCGUCGCCCGGCUCGGAAGCUGCCUCCAUUUCCAUGGCGGGCUUGGAGCUCAAGGCAAUGCGUAUGGCCGCCCCCGGGCCGGCGAAGCCGCGCGAGCUGAGCUUUCAGUUCAAGUGGGAGAAGGUCAAGCAGCCCGAGGCCAGCGGCGAGGCCAACGGCAACACGCAGAAGGCCGCAGCCAAUGUCGUGAUUGUCACCGAGGCAGAGAAGAGCGAGAAGGACCCGCUCGUGGCCGCCCUGGUUCGUACGAUGCAGGAGCACACCGGGUCCUCCCCUCGUGUGUCGUCGCUCCAGGCCAUCAGCGACUGGUCCAGCUCCUUCAUUGUCAUGUCCGAGAUCGAGCGCCCCAUGCUCUCGUCCAUCAAGGCAGUUGGCCUCGAGCAGGUCAAGCAGCUGCUCACCAGUGCGCCGGCUGUGAUGUGGGUGACGCGCGGAGCCACGCGGUUCCCCACGAUGCCCAACGCCAACAUGGCGCUGGGCCUGAUCCGCACGGCUCGCUCUGAACGCGAGGCAGUGGCAUCGACGCUGGACCUCGACCCCAGCACCAAGCUCGAUAUCAACGCCCAGGCAGCGCUGAUUCACGAGGCCUUUGCCACGUCGGUGCUCUCCGGCAGCGACGAGUCCGAGAUGGAGUUUGCCGAGGAGAACGGCAAUCUCACGGUGCCGCGCAUCGUGACCGACGAGCAGCUGAACCUCGACGUGCACCGCACCCUAGCCAAGUCGGCGCCGUACCUGCAGGACUUCCACCAACAGGGCCGGCAGCUCCAGCUUGCCUCAAACAGCCAGGCAUCUUGCGAGAACUUGUACUUUGAGGACCGCGUCGACUCACCUCUGGCCGGCGACGAAGUCGAGCUCGCUGUCGCUGCCAGCACCCUCACCAAGGACGACGUUGCCUUCUUCGACAAGGACAGCGCCACCGGGCGUGUUGCUCGCGGAUGCAGCGGCACGGUCACGCGAGUCGGCCGUGCCGUCCGGGGUGUCUCGGUUGGCAGCCGGGUGGCCGCGCUGGCCCAGGGCGCGUUUGGCACACACGCGCGCGCGCGCGUUAGCAGCGUAGUCAAGAUCCCGACGGCGCUCAGCAUGGAGGGUGCGGCCUGCGUGCCCACGGCAUACAGCGCGGCAUACUACGCGCUGACGGAUGUGGCGCGCGUGCGGCCCGGCGAGCGGAUCCUGAUCCAAUUCUCGGGCCCUGUCGGCGUUGCGGCGUGCGAGGUGGCGCGCUACCUCGGCGCCAGCGCGUUCGUGCUCGUGCAAAACGACAGCGAGAGCGAGGCGGCGCAGCGCAUCGGAGUCGACCGCGAACGCAUUCUGGACGCGCGCAGCAUCUACCUCCGCCGGCAGCUCGAGGAGGUCACCAACAACGAGGGCAUGGAGGUCAUCUUGAGCGUGUCGGGCAACGGGACGGCCAAGGCGUGGGAGUGCCUCGCCGACUUUGGGCGUUUCGUCGAGGUGCGCGUGUCGACCGCGCACCAAAGCACCCGCCCCGAGCUGGGCCUCAACACGACCUUCACGUCUGUCGACAUGGCGCGCCUUGCUGCGGCCCGCCCGAGGGCCAUGGAGGAGACUCUCAAUUCCGUGAUGGACAACAUUGCCUCUGGGGCCAUGGCGGCGCCGCUCAAGGCUGCCAUCGUGCCCGUGUCGGAGCUCGCCAAGGGCUUGGAGAUGGUGCGUGACGGUGCGGUACAUCCGAUCGUCGUGAUUGCAGGCACACAGGAGCAAGUCAACGCUACUCACCAGCACUCCAAGUCGGUCUUCCGCGGUGACGGCACCCACAUCAUCGUGGGUGGAACUGGUGGGCUUGGCCGGUCAAUGGCCAAGUACAUGGUCGAGCAGGGCGCACGCACCAUUGUGCUGCUGUCCCGCAGCGGCGGCGGCGCCGAGAUGGUCGAGAAGCUGCAGGAGGAGGUCCAGUGCCCCGACGCUCGCAUUCUCGUCAAGAAGUGCGAUGCCAGUGACGAGGGCCAGUUCCAGCGCCUGGUUGAGGAGUGUGUCGAGUCGCUUCCUCCGAUCUGCGGCGUGAUCCACGCUGCCAUGGUGUUGCGGGACGUUCUCCUCGAAAGCAUGAAGCAUGAAGACUACGAGCAGGUCAUCCGCCCCAAGGUCAGCGGCACGUGGAACGUCCACAACGCGCUGGAGAACAGCGGCGUCAAGCUCGACUACUUUGUCGUCUUGUCGUCGGCCGCGGGAAUUCUCGGCAGCCGCGGGCAAGGUGCGUACGCCGCUGCCAACACGUUCCUCGACGCGUUCGUGCAGUACCGCGUGCGCAACGGGCUCCCAGGCACUUCGCUCGACUUGACGGCGGUGUUGGGCGCGGGCUACUUGGCCGAGAACGAGGCGCGCGAGGAAGAUGUCCUGCGCAACUUUGGCAACGAGACAGUCGACGAACAGGAGGUGCUCGCGCUUCUGUCGGCGGCCGUGCGCGGCAUGUGUGCGCCGCAGUGCCUUACGGGGCUGAAGCUGCACCUCGGCGGCGACGGGCAGUGGCCGUACUACGCCAACGACCCGCGCUUCGCCGGGCUCAAGGCCGAGAGUCUGGCGGAGGCGGAACGCGCGGGCCUCGUGCCCAAGCAGGCCGUGUCGCACGGCAACGCGUUCCGCGCGGCCAAGUCGGACGACGAGGCGGCGGCCAUUGCCGGCCAGGGCAUUCUGCAGAAGCUGUCCGAGGUGCUCACCAUCUCGAUGCAGGAUCUCGACGUCGAGCGCAACAUCACGUCGUACGGACUCGACUCGCUGACAGCCAUCGAGCUGCGCAACUGGAUCGCCAAGGAGCUCCGCGCGAACUUGCAGAUCUUGGAGCUGUUGUCGAGCGGGACCGUCAACGACCUCGCAGCACUCAUCAUGCAGAAGACGCGGGCUGCAUGA